Cyclopterus lumpus (lumpfish) is the source of this 1418-nucleotide messenger RNA. RefSeq names its product TatD DNase domain containing 1 (gene tatdn1). Gene Ontology annotation, molecular function: 3'-5'-DNA exonuclease activity. The record is from RefSeq and is a predicted model, not a curated record. Lineage: Eukaryota; Metazoa; Chordata; Actinopteri; Perciformes; Cyclopteridae. The transcript has 11 exons. Gene Ontology annotation, cellular component: cytosol. The coding region runs from base 200 to 1183 and encodes 327 amino acids.
GGUGUUUAUAAUAACGACGCACACGCGCUGCACGUUGUUUCUCGUCUCUACCGGUGAAACGGUUAUAAAGAUGUAUAUAUUUAAAUAACGCGGCGCCGCUCUUUCGCCGUGUUUACGGUAACGCGACAUUACGGUAACGCGACAUUACGGGACCGCGCACAGCUGCGCGCGCGGUUCUUUCGAGACGUAUUUCACAAACAUGGCGCCGCACAAAUUCAUCGAUAUCGGCGUGAACCUCACCGACCCGAUGUUCAGAGGAAUCUACCGAGGGAAGCAGAAGCACGACGACGACUUGAACCAGAUCCUCGACAGAGCUCUGGGAAGCGGAGUAGAGAAGUUCGUGAUCACAGGAGGAAACCUCGAGGACAGCAAGGAGGCUCUCAAGCUAGCCGAGACCAGAGGUAACGAAAAAACCACGUUAAAAACCCCAUUUUGUGGGCUUGUUACGAUGUUGUUGUUGUUGUUGUUGUUGUUGUUGUUGUUGUUUGCAGACGAGCUCUACUGCACGGUGGGCUGCCAUCCCACCCGCUGCAAUGAGUUUGAGCAGAACGGUGAAGCCCGGUACUCCUCGGGGCUGAGGGAGCUGGCCGCGGCGCACAGGGCCAAGGUGGUGGCCGUCGGAGAGUGUGGACUGGAUUUCGACCGGUUGGAAUUUUGCCCAAAAGAGACUCAACUCAAAUACUUUGAGAAGCAGUUUGACUUGGCGGAGGAGACCCGGCUGCCCAUGUUCCUCCACUGCAGGAGCUCCCACCAGGACUUCCUGGACAUCAUGAGGAGAAAUCGAGACCGAUGUGUUGGAGGAGUGGUCCACUCAUUCGAUGGGACGGCAGAGGACGCAGCCGCCCUCAUCGACCUGGACCUCUUCAUCGGAAUAAACGGAUGUUCCUUGAAAACUGAGGCCAAUAUUGAAGCCAUGAAGUCCAUCCCCACUGAGAGACUCAUGAUAGAAACCGAUGCUCCGUGGUGCGGCGUGAAGAACACGCACGCGGGCUCCAAAUAUGUAAAGACCACAUUUCCCACAAAGAAGAAAUGGGAGGCGGGGCACUGCCUGAAGGACAGGAACGAGCCCUGUCACAUCAUACAAGUUCUGGAGGUGAUGGCAGCAGCGAGGGGAGAGGACCCGCUGGAGCUGGCCGACGCCAUCUACAACAACACCAUCAAGGUGUUCUUCAGCGCCAGCUGAGGACGGAGUGUGUGUGAGUGUGUGUGAGUGUGUGUGUGUGUGUGUGUGUGUGUGUGUGUGUGUGUGUGUGUGUGUGUGUGUGUGUGUGUGUGUGUGUGUGUGUGUGUGUGUGUGUGUGUGUGUGUGUGUGUGUGUGUGUGUGUGUGUGUGUGUGUGUGUGUGUGUGUGUGUGUGUGUGUGUGUGUGUGUGUGUGUGUGUGUGUGUGUGUGUGUGUGUGUGUGUGUGUGUGUGUGU